Molecule: messenger RNA, 1332 nt
Organism: Eufriesea mexicana
Lineage: Eukaryota; Metazoa; Arthropoda; Insecta; Hymenoptera; Apidae
Gene: hh
Product: hedgehog signaling protein
Exons: 3
Coding region: 1-1332 (443 amino acids)
Biological process (GO): intein-mediated protein splicing; cell-cell signaling; smoothened signaling pathway
Molecular function (GO): patched binding; calcium ion binding
Source: RefSeq, a predicted model, not a curated record
AUGGUGCACCAUCAUCAUCGCCGCCGCGGCCUUCAGGCGAGCCAUCACUGCGCGGUCAGGAGGCGAGGCACUACACCCUCGCUACUCCAAGUGUUUCUGCUGAUACUCGGCCUCUGGCUACCGGUGCUGGACAACGGUGGCCUCGUCCUGGCCUGUGGACCAGGCAGGGGUGGCGGACGACGUCCGGGUCUGAGGAAACUCACGCCUCUGGUGUUCAAGCAGCAUGUGCCGAACGUUAGCGAGAAUACGCUGCCGGCAAGCGGACUCAGCGAGGGUCGCGUGUCCAGGCAUGAUUCCAGGUUCCGGGAUCUCGUGCCCAACUACAACGCGGACAUCAUCUUCAAGGAUGAGGAGGGUACCGGAGCCGAUCGACUGAUGACACAGAGGUGCAAGGAGAAACUGAACACCCUCGCAAUCUCCGUAAUGAACCAGUGGCCGGGGGUGAAGUUAAGGGUGACGGAGGGCUGGGACGAGGAGGGAAAACACGCGACGGAUUCUCUGCAUUACGAGGGACGUGCCGUCGACGUGACGACGAGCGAUCGGGAUCGCUCCAAGUACGGGAUGUUGGCAAGACUCGCCGUCGAAGCUGGUUUCGACUGGGUCUACUACGAGUCCAGGUCGCAUAUCCACUGCUCCGUCAAGUCUGAAUCCUCGUCCGCGGCGAAGUCCGGAGGCUGCUUCCCCGGCAGGAGUCUGGUGCGGACCGAGGACGGGUCGACGAAGAGACUGGACCAGGUGCAGCUGGGUGAUCGCAUCGCGGCGCUGGACUCAUCCGGAGACAUCGUGUACAGCGAGGUGAUCGCGUUUCUGGAUCGUUCUCUGACCGAAAGGAGGCAAUUCGUGCAGCUGACCACCGAGUCAGGCCGAGUGCUCACUCUGACCCCGGCCCACCUGGUCCCAGUUGAAGGCAGGUCCUCCGUGUUCGCUGGCAGAGUUCAGCCAGGUGACAAGAUCCUGGUGAAAGACCCGGCUGACGAGAACGAGGUGGAACAUCGUCUAAGAUGGGACAAGGUAGUCGACAACAGACUGGUCCUCGAAGAAGGCAUCUAUGCUCCUCUGACGACCGAGGGUACAGUGCUGAUAGACGACGUGGUUGCCUCAUGCUACGCGUUCGUGGACAACCAGGAAGUGGCCCAUAUAGCCUUCUUACCGUACAGAAUGUGGAGCAGCGUGAAAUCCUUCUUCGAGAGGAGGCUUCCCGGCUUAGAGGACUCUAGGUACCCAGACGUCAGGCAGGACUCUAGAACAGGACAAGAAGGUAUCCUGUGGUACGCGUCGUUCCUCUACUGGGUCUCGUCGUACGUCACGCCAACGAGGAUGCUGUAUCAAUGA